GAGAGAGAGGGCUUGUCAGCGCAUGCGUCUUCCCUGUCUACUCAGUCAUGGCUGCUUUGCGGGCGACUACUUCCUUACUUCUCUCGAGAGUUCCGCUGAGAGGUUGCCGCUCGUUUAGCAACAGCAGCCCCCGGAGCCGAGCCGUUACGGUGCCCGAGCGUAUCGAAGAGAAGCGUCGCGCUGCGUUGCUCGGAGGCGGUCAGGCCCGCAUAGAUGCACAGCACAAGCGGGGAAAGUUGACAGCCAGAGAGCGUAUUCUACUGUUAUUGGACCCUGACAGUUUUGUAGAAUAUGACAUGUUUGUGGAACACAGGUGUGCCGAUUUUGGGAUGGAGGCUGACAAAAACAAAUAUCCUGGGGACAGUGUGGUAACUGGCCAGGGUAGAAUUAAUGGGAGACUGACUUACGUCUUCAGUCAGGACUUUACUGUGUUUGGAGGAAGUUUAUCUGGAGCACAUGCUCAAAAGAUCUGCAAGGUUAUGGAUCAGGCUGUUAUGGUUGGUGCUCCUGUUAUUGGACUGAAUGAUUCAGGAGGGGCCCGUAUUCAAGAAGGCGUAGAAUCUUUGGCUGGUUAUGCUGACAUUUUUUUACGAAAUGUUUUAUGUUCUGGAGUAGUACCACAGAUUUCACUUAUCAUGGGUCCUUGUGCAGGAGGCGCUGUCUACUCUCCUGCUUUAACAGAUUUCACGUUCAUGGUAAAGGAUACAUCCUAUCUAUUUAUAACUGGUCCUGAUGUAGUCAAAUCAGUUACCAAUGAAGAUGUAACUCAGGAACAACUUGGGGGUGCAAAGACACAUACUGCAGUAUCAGGGGUUGCACAUUGUGCUUUUGAAAAUGACAUAGAUGCUUUGCUCAACCUUAGGGAGUUUUUUAAUUUCCUACCACUUAGCAACAAGGAGCCAGCUCCUGUCAGAGAAUGCCAUGACCCUAGCAACCGUUUGGUAUCUGAAUUGGAUACAAUUGUCCCAAUGGAAUCAACUAAAGCUUAUGACAUGGUGGAUAUUGUACAUGCGGUUGUUGAUGAGAGAGAAUUUUUUGAAAUCAUGCCCUCCUAUGCCAGAAAUCUAAUUGUUGGAUUUGCCAGAAUGAAUGGAAGAACUGUUGGAAUAGUUGGUAACCAACCUAAAGUAGCUUCAGGCUGCUUGGACAUAAAUUCUUCUGUGAAAGGAGCCCGUUUCGUUCGCUUCUGUGAUGCUUUCAAUAUUCCUCUGAUCACAUUUGUAGAUGUGCCUGGAUUUUUACCAGGGACUGCUCAGGAAUAUGGGGGAAUUAUACGUCAUGGUGCAAAGUUGCUUUUUGCUUUUGCAGAAGCAACUGUGCCAAAAAUCACUAUUAUCACAAGGAAGGCUUAUGGUGGGGCCUAUGAUGUCAUGAGUUCAAAGCACCUGAGGGGAGAUGCAAAUUACGCUUGGCCAACAGCAGAGGUAGCGGUGAUGGGCGCUAAGGGAGCUGUUCAGAUCAUUUUUAGAGGAAAGGGGGCAUAUGCAGAAGCAGAAUACAUAGAAAAGUUUGCAAAUCCAUUUCCAGCUGCAAUCAGAGGAUUUGUAGAUGACAUCAUUCAACCUUCGACUACCCGACUUCGCAUCUGCCGUGAUUUGGAAGUGCUGGCAAGCAAAAGACAAUCCAACCCCUGGAAAAAGCAUGCCAACAUUCCACUCUGAAUCUGCUUCAAAUUAAUCUAAAACUUAAGAAAAUCAGUGCACCCCUGCCAUAUUUAUUGAUUCAAAUCCUAUGACACUUUAGGAUUUUUCAGUGGACAAAAAUCUGUAAGGAAUGAAGUUCUGUAAGAUUUUAGCCUAUUAGAAAGGUUCAUAUUUAAGUUGACAUGAUUAAAGCUGAACACAAAUUCAUCCACAAAUUUAAAAUAACAUACUGAUACAGAAGCUAUACUAUGAAAUAAAAUACUUCAAAUUCUUCAAGCAAAAUAUCCAAGGAAAGUUAUUUUAAAGGUGACUGAAAAAAAUAAUCGUGCAAAGCAGGAUAUGAAUUAGAAAGCACCGAUCUAGCAUUCAUCACAGGCUUUUAAGGCAUAUGCUGCUGCUCAACAUAAACCUCCAAAUAUGUCUAUAAAUCAGAUUUCAAUUUAAAAGUCAACAACCUGAACUUCCCCCAACUCCAGGCAAAGCAAAGGUAGGCUGAAGUUCCCCAGAACCAUAAGCCUGAAGAACACCACCAGCAAGCCUGCCACAGAGUCAAGCAGUUCAGGCAGGGAAGCUUCUGCAUAGCAGGGAGGCUGGUACACAAGUGGCAAACUCAUCUGAUCCUGAUGGCCCAAUUUCACAAACAAGGUGCCGCAUCCAGUUAUCUGUGGAGAUGCCUCCCUGGAAGCCACCAAAGUCUCCCAGAUGUUAAAAUUAUGAUCAAGAAUGGAUAGAACAAAAAAUCUCUUAAGGUAACAAAACUAGUUCACAAAGAAUAGUACUGAGGAAGACGCUUUGCAUACAAAAAUAGUUACAACUGUUACGGGAAUCUCUUCCAAGGCUCUUCUUUAAGUGUUAGAAAAAUUACAAUAAAUUUCCAUUAUAAACAUUUUAGAGGAGAGUUAUAUAAAUGGGUAUCCGUUAUGACUAUACAAAAGAGAGAGGUUUUGUGACACACAGUGUAAAAAAAGCAAUUCUCUGAAUUAUUAAACCAAGGCUUGUGUGGAUAUUUUGAUGUUCCUGGCCAUUUCCACAUGUGCAUGGAUGUGCAACAAUUUUGCUUCUAUGUGGUAUAAAGCACCUUAGUAUGCAUAUAACUAUAGGCAUUUUUAAGGCCCAUUUUAUCACUGUAUUCAUUGCUAUUGUAGUUCAGAGACGGAAUUUAGAGACCAAUUAAAACACAAGCAUGUAAGAAAGGAAUGGGUAAUUAAUCUUAUGCAAAAAUGAAUGAAUAGGAAAUAUUAUGGAACUGACAUUGUUAAAGCAGUUUUGUUUUUUUUUUAAUGUCAGCACUGAGCCAUGUGGUGGAGUGGUUAAGCUGUUGGACUGAUACUCGGAAGAUCCAGGUUCUAGCCCACUCUCAAACACAGCAGCUCACUGGGUGAUUAGGCCAGUCACACUUUCAGUUCAUCCUUUCCCCUUUGUUAGGGGGAAACAAAGGAGGAGGAAGCAGUAUGUAUGCUAUCUUGUAUGACAUCCUCACCAGGACAAGUGGAAUAUAAAUCUCACAAAUAAAUAGCUGAGAACAGAACGCAAUUAUCCAAAAGCCAGCAAUGUGUUUUAUUAAAAUGUCUGCAUAUUGUGCAGAUUAAGGAUGCAUUCUGGAAUUUGAAAAGUUACUAGUAUUUACCACAGAUGCUUUAAUGAACACAGGAUAAUUAAUUAAACCACCUGCCAGUAUAGCUGUCUCAUUCAAGAUAUAUUAAACUAAUCUUAGAUAAAAUUAGCAGCUGGUAAUGCCAGCACAAUAUUAAAAGAACAGGAUUACUCAGGCUAAUGCAGUUAGAAAAUGUUAUUGCAACUAAAUCAAAAUUACAACUCCAGGACAAAAAAUAGAGACUUUGCACCAAAUAUUAAAAAUACUUGACUAAGACUUACUGAAUCAACUGUGAUUCAUCAAAAUAUCAAAGACUAUAUUCUCAUGAUACACCUAGCCAUUGUUUACUUAAAGCAGAUUUCAAGGUUCACACAUGCUAAAGUAUGCUUGGUUAAUUUGUGGUUCAGUAUAUCAUGUGAACACUCUUAUUAGUGUGUAGGACAAGACUGCUACAGAAAUGAUAUAAGAGCUCACAAGGCCUCUCUGAAGUCUAGUACAAAUUGUUCCACUUUUAAUCAGCUGGAAGAUAUUCACAUAAUGAGGGGAGACAGCAGAAAUGGUAUGAAAGUCUGAAUUUUUUGCUCAUUUGGCUGUCCAUAUUGUAUACUUCCUCAUUCAAUUCAUAUUCUGCCUUUCCGCCCUGAAUCAGCACUUACGGUGUUAAUCAUAGAAAAUGUAAUAUACCACCUUCUCAAAAUAAA
Messenger RNA from Python bivittatus (Burmese python), 3938 nucleotides. It is a transcript of the gene PCCB, whose product is annotated as propionyl-CoA carboxylase subunit beta. Gene Ontology annotation, molecular function: propionyl-CoA carboxylase activity. The record is from RefSeq and is a predicted model, not a curated record. Gene Ontology annotation, cellular component: mitochondrion. Lineage: Eukaryota; Metazoa; Chordata; Lepidosauria; Squamata; Pythonidae.